Molecule: messenger RNA, 3785 nt
Organism: Folsomia candida
Lineage: Eukaryota; Metazoa; Arthropoda; Collembola; Entomobryomorpha; Isotomidae
Product: glutamate receptor ionotropic, kainate 2
Exons: 19
Coding region: 774-3647 (957 amino acids)
Biological process (GO): monoatomic ion transport
Cellular component (GO): postsynaptic membrane; plasma membrane
Molecular function (GO): glutamate-gated receptor activity
Source: RefSeq, a predicted model, not a curated record
GCAAAUUCUCCUCUUUGUGGGUGUCACAGCGCUGCGGAAAUCCAAACCCUGAUAAGAACAGAGCUCAAAACUAUAUUCCAUACCCCUGCUGAUUAUCAUAAAUUACAUUAAGACACAUACAUCAUAAACUGGUCUGAUCUUGCAUAAUGUUAUGUAUGGAAAGAUGAUAACAUAUCAACACUCCGCUUGUGAACCUCGAUCAGCACCAACCCAUCAUCCUCAAUGUUUCCCCUGAUGAGAGAGAAAGUUGAGCUUCGCUGAGCUGGUCUGGUCUGGUCUUCUUCUGCUCCUGGAGAAAGUUGAGCUGGACUGGACUGGAUUGCUGGUGGUCGUGGUUGUGCGGUUAGGAGAGUGAUGAAGGAUCAUAUUGCACACUUUCUCCUUCUGAUGCUCCCCACAACCAUCCCACCAACGUUGCGCAUCCCUUGAACAAUGAUGCGCCUGGUAAAUCAGAAAAGUAUCGAUUGCUUCAUCGUAUGUAAUGUCACCCACCUAUUAUAUCGCUCUUCUUUCCGAGAGCAAAUAUUCGCACAGUAGCGGACCAAGUAAACAUAUUGCUUGAGCUUAGGUGCAUAGGUAUGUAGGUAGCAGCAGUACAUACAACUCACCAUGAAGAAGUGCUGCUGGACCACCAGCAGGCUGUUUGGGACAUGGUUACAGUACAACUUUUUUCCACAUCCAGGAGAAAGCCUGCCUGGCAAGGAACUUUCCACCGAGGCGGGUAAAAAGAUAGAUGGACUGGUGAAGUAAAAGAAAAAAUAGACGCGCUCUUAAUGUUGUACAAAGACGUCCUUCUUCUUAUGGUGAUAUUAGUUUCCGAUAUAGUCCAAUCACUUCCGUCUCAACUGAAUGUUGGAAUUGUCCUACCUCAUGAACAAAGGGAUGGCACGAUUGACAAAGGGUACCGAUGGGGUCUCAAAUACCUCAACAAUCCGAAUACCACAAUCCUCCCGAAAAAUACCAAACUGGUCGCGAGGUCAAUUUAUGUGAAGGCUGGCGACUCAUUCCGGGCGUCGAAAGUGCUCUGCAAUCUGCUCAGCACGGGAGGCGUCGUCGCCAUUUUGGGUGGCGCAUCAAAUUUUGAUCCUUCCCUGGAAUGGAAACUGUUCUGGACCAGUGCGAGGAUGGAUGUUCCGCUGUUCUUUGCGACACCAUCGUUCGUGAGGAACAAUGUAAGACCAGGAAAUGGAGAUGGAGAAGGGAGCGAACAGAGGAAACCCGACGCCCAAUUUGCCGUGAGGCUGGCACCCACGCUGCAAGUUUGGGGGCUGCUGCUGAGAGAGCUCACGAAAUAUUUGGGCAUCUCGAACGUCGCGAUUUUAUACGAGGACGAGAAAGGGCUGAUGAGGACGCAGGCAUUGUUGCGAGAACCGUCCCCCGUGGAAAAUAUUAUUGUACGGAAGGUCUCGAAGACGACGUAUUUAGGUGUGCUGAGUGAAGUAAAAAGUAGAGAAAUUCGACAUGUGAUUGUUGACUGUCAUAUUGGAAGUUUGGCAAGUUUGUUGAAUGCUAUUGAGGAACUCCACAUGACAGAUUACAAAUACCACUACAUUUUAACCAACCUUGAUCUGAGAAGCACGGAUAUGACUAACUUUAUCCAGUCUAACGUGAAUCUUACCAGCUUUCAAGUGAUAAAUCCAGAUGCCAAAUACGUCCAAGACAAACUCUCGGAGCUACGAAAUUUGGACAGUGAAAUCCAUGCAGCUUUGGGAGAUUCUAAGCCUUCCAUUAUCCGCACCGAAACUGCGCUGGCGUUUGAUGCAGUGAUCGCGUUAGGAAUCGGUCUUUCAACUGUGGACGUUUCGCAUGAAUUAAAACCUGAAAAUUUGUCGUGUGAAGCGGACAUUUCAUCGUGGAAGGAUGGCCCAACCUUGCUAAAUUAUAUUACAGCGGCCGAAUUCAAAGGGCUCUCUGGCCACGUGUCAUUCAAAGAGGGUGAAAGAUCCAACCUCAAACUGGACAUUAUUCGCCUGGGAGGAAACGGUUGGAGAAAAGUCGGUUUCUGGACGCACGAGCGACGCUUAAACAUUACAAAGCCACAAAAUUUUUGGGAUUUAGGAUUGACAAAUGCUACCCUCGUGGUGACCUGUGUCCUGGAAGCUCCAUACGUCACUGUGAGACAAGGAACCAACUUGACUGGCAACUUGAGAUAUGAAGGCUUUUCGGUCGAUCUCUUAAAAAUGAUUUCUAAUCUGGUCGGGUUCAAUUAUCAUUUGGAAGUAGUGCCGGAUGGGAAGUAUGGAAUUUAUAAUGGAGACACGGGCGAGUGGGAUGGAGUCAUAAGACAAUUGACGGACAAGUCUGUGGACCUAGCAAUUGGUGCCCUAACAAUCAAUCAUGCCCGAGAACUAGUUGUAGAUUAUACCAAGCCUUUCAUGCAUUUUGGAAUUUCCAUACUUUUUCGGAAGCCAAUUCGAACACAAACUGGAAUAUUUACCUUCUUGAAACCAUUAGCCCUAGAAAUUUGGUUGAGCGUGGCUGGGUCGUAUUUGUUAGUGGGGCUAACAAUGUUCGUUGUGGCUCGUUUCUCACCAUACGAAUGGACAUCAACGAGGACAUCGUCAUACGGCGUUGGAUUAGGUUUCACCAUAUCAAACGCCUUGUGGUACCCUAUCGGAACGUUAAUGCAACAAGGGUCUGAUCAGCCUACGACGACUUCGACACGAUUAAUUGCAGGAAUUUGGUGGUUUUUCAGCAUUGUGAUUGUAUCCUCUUACACGGCAAAUUUGGCAGCAUUCUUGACCGUUCAGAGAUUGGCAAACCCAAUCGAAUCUGCUAAAGAUCUUGUUGAGCAGUCUGAAAUUACGUACGGAACUUUGGAUUCUGGAUCAACCAAGGCAUUUUUUAGAGACUCCAAUAUUGAGAUUUAUCAAAAAAUGUGGAGAUUUAUGGAUAGUCGAAAACCAUCCGUUUUUACGUCCUCUUACAGUGAAGGAGUUCGUCGAGUUUUGCAGGGGAAAUAUGCUUUUCUAAUGGAAUCAUCAACAAUUGGGUACGAGAUGGCUCAAAACUGUAAUUUAACCCAAGUUGGUUCUCUACUAAAUUCGAAGGGAUACGCAUUGGCCUUACCCAAAGGCUCACCCUGGCGGGACAAGAUAUCCCUCGCCAUCCUCGAAAUGCAAGAAUUGGGCGUCAUUCGCUGGUACCAAGACAAAUGGUGGAGCAAACGUUCCGCCCCCGAUCCGGACGAUAUUUUCUGUAAUAUCGAAUCCUAUAAAAAAGACACGACUGCCUCCGCCUUGGGGGUGGACAGCAUCGGCGGCAUAUUCGUCGUCCUCGUCAUCGGUCUCGCGUUUGCCGGGGUCGUCGCACUCCUCGAAUUUUGCUGGGACUCCAAAAAGCACGCGACCUCGGAUCAAGUCACGCUCUGCACCGAGAUGACGGAAGAGGCCAAAUUCGCCUUCAUGUGUCACGGUCCGAAACAAAAGCCAGAGUUGAUCCGACAUUGUGAAACGUGUCAAAUGAAGUCGAGACAAAGGUCGUCGUCCACAACGCCGACGCAAAUUCCGACCCCACCCCCGCCCCCGUCCUCCAGCCGCAGCUUGUAUCCUCCCCCUGGGGAUUAUGACGACUACAGCUUUUCACCCGCGUACGAUGAACAGGAACAGUUCGGAGUUAGAAAUAGGACGGCGGCCAAUUCGUAUUAAUCAAUCAAUAGCAAUCACGUCAAUGAUGUCUAUGCAAAUAGUGUACUGAUUGUUGUAAUGAAGUAAUAAUUGUGUAUGUAUAGAGGAUAAUUUUAGUAAAAAGAGAGUAAAGAGAGUAUUACAUACAUUGACACCGUA